UAAGAGAGUCAAUUACUUAUGUAUCUACUCCUCUUGUAUAUCAACAGAUCAAACGUGAGUAAACUGGUUUCUCUUCAUCUGGGCUCACAGCCAACGACAGUUCUUUGUCACAUGGGAGAUUUUGGAUGCGGAGAUGGAGGAUGGACGCCAGUCAUGAAGAUUAACGGCAACAAGAGUACCUUUCACUAUGAUUCUGGUUACUGGAGUAAUAAAAUUGAAUACAACACUGCUGGAGGGGAGACUGGAUUCGACUCACAAGAGACCAAGCUGCCUACUUACUGGGACACAUCCUUCUCCAAGAUCUGCCUCGGUAUGAAGAUCGGUGGACAGAUCAGAUUCACUGUAAUCAAUAUGAAGGCCAGCUCUUUUUACUCAUUAAUCGCUGACGAGAAAUACCGAAACACCUCAUUGGGUCGUGACACGUGGAAGAAGCUUAUUGGCUCAGAGGCCUCGUUGCAGCGUUACUGUAACACAGAAGGGUUCAAUGUUAUCUGUGGUGGGUCUGAUUUCUCCAAAGCAAGAAUCGGCACCGCUACUAACAACCAGGAUAACUGCCUCUCUUGCGACUCCAGGAUUGGAUUUGGUACAGGAGGACAAUAUGAUCCCUAUAACACCUGUGGAAACGAGGCUACUCGUGAACCGGAUAAUGGCGAUAAACACAUUAAAGCCAUGGGUUACAUUUUGGUUUAUUGAAACCAAAAGAAAAACACGGAAAGCUCAUUCAAAUGUUAAGAUUAGAUUCAGAACGAUCCAGUAAGAAGAUUUGCUUCGGUUUUCUCAUUUA
Molecule: messenger RNA, 784 nt
Organism: Pocillopora damicornis (cauliflower coral)
Lineage: Eukaryota; Metazoa; Cnidaria; Anthozoa; Scleractinia; Pocilloporidae
Source: RefSeq, a predicted model, not a curated record